AUGAACGAAAUUACCAGCAGACAUCCCGGAAUACAUCAGAUUCCACAAAAGCGAAGGAACCGUGUACUCAAUUUAGCCGCGGAAACCUUGUCACAGACGUUAUCCAUGCUGUGGAAUGUGACGAGGGACCUACCACAGCUAUAUCACGAGGAAGAGUUGGGGAUGAAAGGGUUAAAUCUACCAUUGAGAUCAAGAGUGAAACUACCGGUUUCAGUAGCGGAAGGUGCGAUAAGAACGACGGGAUAUGUCGGUAGAGGUACAGGAACGACGGGAACGACACUUUGGCCCAGUUCUCAAGUAUUAGCAGCUUAUCUCGUUUCUCUUUCAACGGAAGAACGAAAGAAGCGGUUGGUGGGAAGAAAAACUCUCCCACAUGCUUCUAUCACGUCCAUAAAAGAUGGAAAUCAAAAGUCAAUGAUGAGAAGCUUUCCCGGUCACCAUAAACAAGGGAACCGUAACCUCGUCGAAUCAUUCAACUCCACCAGGACCGACGUCGAUCGAAUAGUAGCCCCUACCGAUGAGAACUCGAUGACAAUAGAUGCCAAUGGGGAUCCCAAUGUGAACUUUCUCGAGGGAUGUAUCAUCUACGAAAGCUCGGAAAAGAUAAUGGUCAAUGUGAAAUCCUCUGGAACAACUCAAAAGAUGAUAGGAGAUAGACCAUUAGUCAUUGAAUUAGGUGCAGGAACAGGAUAUCUUUCUCUUGUCUUAUCGUCUUUAAACUACGAAGUAAUAUCUACAGACCAUCCUUCCGUCUUAUCACUAUUACAAUCAAACAUCCAUCGUAACCUUCCUAUCCUCUCUCGAGCAGGUUAUGACCCACAUAUCGUUAUUCAUCCAUUAGACUGGGAAGAAGUCAAACGAUCUGGUAGAUUACCGAAACAGCUCUUGGACAAGAGAGAAAGAGAAAGACCAACAUUGGUAGUGAUGUCCGAUACUGUCUAUUCGACUGAUUUGAUCAUUCCUUUAUUGGAGACUAUACGUCUUAUUUGUCUAUCACCCGAAUUACCUGAGGUUUCACUUUUUGAGAGAUUUCCAUCUGAGGAUGCUAUCAAUGAGAAACAAUCAUUGAUCGAUGAAGAAUUAAAUAUCUCACAAGAACGAUCGUUCAUCCACCAAGAAUUACAUAUGCGAGAGAUGAAACAUUCGGCGAGUAAUGAUGAAAGACAGCGGAACAGGGACGUAACGGGGAAAUUUGAAAAGAUGAAAUUGAAAAAAGGACCUACGGUAAUUAUCGCUUUAGAGAGAAGAGAUCCGAUGUUGGUUGAUUCUUUCCUUCGACAAGCUAAGGAGAUAGGGUUAGAACUUCGGAAAGUCGGAAGGAGAAAGAUGAUCAGGGCUUUGAGACUAUGGGGCAUAGGUGAGGGACUUAAGGAUGAAAAGAAGGGGAUCAAAAAGGAUGAAAUUCAGAUGGGAGCUAAUGGACUAUGGGGUGAGAAUGAGAAUUUUGGGAAUAAAAGAAAUAAGAUGAAAGCUAAGCCAGUAUCGGACGGACGAUGGCACGGUGAUUCAGAUGAUGGAAAGGAGAAAAGGGAUACAGAGCGGGGGAAGGAUCGAUCUGAACGUAUGGACAAAAGUUUUGGUGAUAUGGACCAAGAGAAAGAGGAGGAAGAUGAGGAAGAAGGAACUGAAUGGGAUGAUGUAGAAAUUUAUACUGGUCGUUGGAGAUGA
Messenger RNA from Tremella mesenterica DSM 1558, 1668 nucleotides. RefSeq lists its product as uncharacterized. Gene Ontology annotation, cellular component: cytoplasm; nucleus. The transcript has 2 exons. Bases 1 to 1668 code for a protein of 555 amino acids. Lineage: Eukaryota; Fungi; Basidiomycota; Tremellomycetes; Tremellales; Tremellaceae. The record is from RefSeq and is a predicted model, not a curated record.